GGCCAAGUGUCAUUGGAGUUCAUUGUCAUUGGAGCGGAUAACUAGCAGGAGCAAUGCUGUGCUGCCCUUGUUUUCCCAUUGGGAAGCCCAAGAAAGUCCACCCAGUGCCGGUACAAGAGGCUGCAAUCCCCAGACCUCAGAGGGUCCGCCCCAUCUUCAAGAGGCUGAGGAGAUUAUUUAAAAAGAAGGAGAAGAAGAGUGUAGAGCCUGCCCCCCCUCAGACGGUCACCCGCAUGCUAGAGGAACCGAUUAAAGACGAGGCCCCAUCACCAGAAUGUGAGCCUGAGGUCCCUGCCACCACCAUCACAUCUAAUGCCCCUCAGGACCUCACAAAGGAGGAAGAGGAGGAGGAGAGGAAGGGGGAGGAAAGCCCUGUUUGGGCAGAGAGGGUGAGAGGCCCAAGGCAUGGGACGCCCCAAAGUCUCAAGGAGGAGGACGUCAUGAUGGAGGACAAGGAGGGAGGACCCUCAUCCAGGGCCAUCAGCUGCUCUCACUCCCCAGUCAUGGAGACCUCAUCCAGGGCCACCAGCUGCUCUAACUCCCCAGUCACAGAGACCUCAUCCAGGGUCACCAGCUCGUCUCAUGCCCCUGUGACAGAGACCUCAUCUAGGGUCACCAGAUCAUCUCAUGCCCCAGUCACAGAGACCUCAUCCAGGGUCACCAGAUCAUCUCAUGCCCCAGUCACAGAGACCUCAUCCAGGAUCACCAGCUCGUCUCAUGCCCCUGUGACGGAGACCUCAUCCAGGGUCACCAGAUCAUCUCAUGCCCCAGUCACGGAGACCUCAUCCAGGGUCACCAGAUCAUCCCAUGCCCCUGUGACGGAGACCUCAUCCAGGGUCACCAGAUCAUCUCAUGCCCCAGUCACGGAGACCUCAUCCAGGGUCACCAGAUCAUCCCAUGCCCCUGUGACGGAGACCUCAUCCAGGGUCACCAGCUCGUCUCAUGCCCCUGUGACAGAGACCUCAUCCAGGGUCACCAGAUCAUCUCAUGCCCCAGUCACGGAGACCUCAUCCAGGGUCACCAGCUCGUCUCAUGCCCCUGUGACGGAGACCUCAUCCAGGGUCACCAGAUCAUCCCAUGCCCCUGUGACGGUGACCUUAUCCAGGGUCACCAGAUCAUCUCAUGCCCCUGUGACGGUGACCUCAUCCAGGGUCACCAGAUCAUCCCAUGCCCCUGUGACGGUGACCUUAUCCAGGGUCACCAGAUCAUCUCAUGCCCCUGUGACGGUGACCUCAUCCAGGGUCACCAGAUCAUCCCAUGCCCCUGUGACGGUGACCUCAUCCAGGAUCACCAGCUCGUCUCAUGCCCCAGUGACGGAGACCUCAUCCAGGGUCACCAGAUCAUCUCAUGCCCCAGUCACGGAGACCUCAUCCAGGGUCACCAGAUCAUCCCAUGCCCCUGUGACGGAGACCUCAUCCAGGGUCACCAGAUCAUCUCAUGCCCCAGUCACGGAGACCUCAUCCAGGGUCACCAGAUCAUCCCAUGCCCCUGUGAUGGUGACCUUAUCUGGGGUCACCAGAUCAUCUCAUGCCCCUGUGACGGUGACCUCAUCCAGGGUCACCAGAUCAUCCCAUGCCCCUGUGACGGUGACCUCAUCCAGGGUCACCAGAUCAUCCCAUGCCCCAGUCACGGUGACCUCAUCCAGGGUCACCAGAUCAUCCCAUGCCCCAGUGACGGUGACCUCAUCCAGGGCCACCAGAUCAUCCCAUGCCCCUGUGACGGUGACCUCAUCCAGGGUCACCAGAUCAUCCCAUGCCCCAGUCAUGGUGACCUCAUCCAGGGUCACCAGAUCAUCCCAUGCCCCAGUGACGGUGACCUCAUCCAGGGCCACCAGAUCAUCUAAUGCCCCUGUGACGGUGACCUUAUCUGGGGUCACCAGCGGCUCCUCCCUAGACCGACUUGCAGUCCAGGUGAUGGGCCAUUCUGGAGACAGAGCAUCUAGGGGCAGGAGCAGAAGCCCCUGCUCAGCCCUAACCACCCCCAGGUCCCCCAAGGCCUUACUCCACCAGUACCUGCAGCUGGAGAGCAGAGGGCUGCCCAACCUGGGGCAGACGUGCUACGUCAACGCCGUGCUGCAGUGUCUCAUCCACCUGCAGGCCCUCUGCUCCCAGCUGCUGCUGCAGGAGGCUGUGUGGAGAGUCAAGCCGGAGGCCCUGCUGAUCAGUACCUUCGUGGGACUCUUGCGGCUGCGAGGGUCCACUGAUAUGGACGUCAAGGCAGCAGUUCUCUUCGAGUUUAAGGAAAACAUCGCCCAGCACAACCAGGAGUUUGAGGGGAACUACCAGAACGACGCCCAUGAGUUCCUCUCAGAGUGUCUGCUGAGGCUGAGUGCCAUUAGCCAGGAGCUGGCCAUGGGGGACGUGGCCUACCAGUGCCCAGUGGACACUCUGCUCUCCUUCCAGCUCCGCUAUAUAAGAACUUGUCAGAGCUGUGGAGUUGAGAGCUCGAGGGAUGAGCUUAACACCAUGUUCUCCCUCGACCUGGUUGAGCAUGGAUCAGUGAAGGAAAGCCUCCAGCUCUAUUUCGCUGAGACUGCAGUGGAGUUUCGGUGUGAUUGCUGUAACGGUCGGGGCUCCACCCUGAGGUGCCAUUUCCACACUCUGCCUCAGGUGCUGAUCCUCCAUCUGAAGAGGUUCUGUCCCCUGACCCUCACAAAGCAGCAUCAGGCGGUCACACUGGACCCCAGCCUGAACCUGAGGGCACGGGGCGAAAGGACUGAAGAGGCCAUUCGGAUUCCUUCUCCUCCAACUAGAGUCCUGACAGGUGUGGACUGUUGUGUAGAUGAAGCUCAUCCUUCCCCACUUCCCUCCUUCUGCCCAGCGGUGUCCAGUGUAGGUGGAGAGACAGGGACAGAGACCACGGAGACAGGCAGCCAGUAUAAACUGAUAAGUAUACUGAGCCACAUUGGGUCAGAUGCCACCAGCGGCCACUACAUCGCUGACUGCCAGGAGCAGCCAGGCCAGUGGGUGUUAUACGAUGACCAUGACGUCUCCUUAACAUCGGAGAAGGCCGUCCUCAAAUACAGGGAGAGGACAGCCUACAUCCUUUUUUACAUUAAAAAGUGAGGCAGAUCACUAUUGUCUGCCCCCUGCCCUUCCCCAUCAUCAUUGGGGGUAAAAGGCGUCAGCACCACUCCAUCAGGCUGCCAUGGCAACCAAUGGGCGACCCCUCCAGAAAGGUCUGGUAAAAUCAUAUCACACCAACAUUAAUGUCCAAUCAGUCAGAUUGGACGAAAGGACACCACUACGUCGCCCACUGUGAAGAGCAACCAGGCCAGUGGGUGUUAUAUAAUGACCAUGAGGUCAAUAACAUCAGAGGAGGCUGUUCUCAGAGACAGGGAGAGGACGGCCUACAUUCUGUUUUACAUUAAAAAGUGAAGCAGAUGACUAUUGUCUGCUCUCUCUCUUCCCUCCCCCAUCAUCAUCAGGGGUAAAAGGUGUCAGAAUCACUCCAUCAGGCUGCCAUGGCAAUCAAUGGGCGACCCCCCCCCCCCCCCAUAAAGUUGGUGGGGCAGAUCACCCCCCUACCCACCCCGUUAGCCCUUCACCCCACCCACCAUCGGGGGUAAAAGGUGUCAGCAUCACUCCAGCAAACUGGCAACCAAUGGGUGACCCCUCCAUAAAGGUCAAAUGAAAACAAAUCACACCAACGUCAUCAAUGUCCAAUCAGUCAGCCAGGCCAAUGGGUGUUAUAUAAUGACCACGACGUCUCCUUAACAUCGGAGGAGGCCGUCCUCAAAGACAGGGAGAGGACAGCCUACAUCCUGUUUUACAUUCAAAAGUGCGGCAGAUCACCACGCUUCCCACCCCUUCUGCCCUCUGCCCCCCCACACCCCCAUCGUCAUAGGUCAGCACCACUCCGCCAUGGGCGACCCCUCCAUAAAGAUCAAAAUCAUAUCACACCAACAUCAAUAUGU
Molecule: messenger RNA, 3916 nt
Organism: Alosa sapidissima (American shad)
Lineage: Eukaryota; Metazoa; Chordata; Actinopteri; Clupeiformes; Clupeidae
Product: flocculation protein FLO11-like
Exons: 20
Coding region: 54-3065 (1003 amino acids)
Biological process (GO): protein deubiquitination; G1/S transition of mitotic cell cycle
Cellular component (GO): nucleus; cytosol
Molecular function (GO): cysteine-type endopeptidase activity; cysteine-type deubiquitinase activity
Source: RefSeq, a predicted model, not a curated record